Messenger RNA from Hibiscus syriacus, 571 nucleotides. RefSeq lists its product as uncharacterized. Bases 41 to 571 code for a protein of 176 amino acids. The transcript is spliced from 3 exons. The record is from RefSeq and is a predicted model, not a curated record. NCBI's taxonomy places the organism in Eukaryota, Viridiplantae, Streptophyta, Magnoliopsida, Malvales, Malvaceae.
CCGUUAGGAAUUUUAUAAGAUUCUUUGAGUUUGGAAGAAAAUGUCAUGGAUAAGAACGGCGGUUAGUAGAGCCGUGGAAGUAGGCGGGAAGAAUGCCCUGAGGCGCACCGUAUGGAGUGUCGCCGAUUCUGUCGUCUUCGGCGGUGCCAGGAUGAUCCAUAAGCGCAUUGCGGCGAAGAAAAUGCACAAUCUUCGAAUAACUGUAAAGAGACUUGAAGAAGUUUCGGUAUCAUGUAAAGGAGUUGAAAGGGUUCAACUUUUAAGACGAUGGCUGGUCGCCCUUAAAGAAAUCGACAGAUUAUUUAAUGAUCAAACUUAUAAAAAAGAUAUGAGUGAUGAUGAUAAUAACAUUACCAAAGAUAAUAACGAUGACGACAGCUGCGACACUACUGCUAAUGACAAAAACACUGUCGAUCAGUUUUCUUAUGAAGAGAUCAAGGGUUCAACCCAAAAGCCAACUUUGCUGUAUUACUAUGACCCUGAAAUCGGAGAACCAAUGAAUUUUCGAGAGGGUUUUCUGUAUAGUCAAGCUCUUGAAGGGAUGUCAUUGUCAAUGGUAAGUUCUCCAUGA